UAUCUGCCCGGGUGGUAAAGGCUCCGGGACCCGGGCGGGUCCGCUUCCCACGCGGCUCUUCGGAACCGAGGAAGGAAAGACGAUAAUACGCGCCUUUGUUGCCCUCCAUGAGCGCCGUCGUGGGACCGGCUGCCUUGCGCGGAGGUGUCCCCUGGGGCUGCGCCCUUUCCGAGGCCUUCGCGUCCGCGCUCUGUCCCCGUACGCCCCCGGCCGCGGCGCCCUAAGCCUGUGCGCACCUUCACUCAGGGGCGACGGGCUCGGAGGGCGGCCCGAGGUCUCCCCGCCUAGUGGAGCUCCGGGGUUCUGGCUGAGCCCGCAGGGCCUGCUCCGUUUGCCCUCUUCUCACGACCCGGUUCUGUUCGCGGGAUCCGGUGGCGGCCCUGGCGCUGAUGGACGGGGCUCAGGGCUGUGUGACCUUCGAGGAUGUGUUCGUGUACUUUUCCCGGGAGGAGUGGGAGCUCCUUGAGGAAGCCCAGAGACUCCUGUAUCGUGAUGUGAUGCUGGAGAACUUCGCACUUGUGUCCUCGCUGGGUUGUUGGCGUGAAACCGAUAAUGAGGAGACUCUUUCUGAGCAGAGCAUUUCUGUGGGAGUGUCGCAGCUCGGGACUCCUGAGUUGGGUGCAUUUAUCCAGAAAGCCCACCCAUGUGAGGUGUGUGACCCACUCUUAAAAGACAUCUUGCACUUGGCUGAACACCAGGGAUCACAGCCCUUGCAGAGACUGUACACAUGUGGCCCAUGUGGGAGAGGAUUCUCGUUCAGUGCAGACUUUCACCAGCACCACAAGCGAUACAGUGAAGAGGAUCUCUUCAGAGCAGAUGCUGGUGGGGCCUCACACGGGAAGAACUGUGCAGCCCACAUGUUAUGGAGACCCCUUACUUGCAAGAAGGAAGGGAUGGGCUUGUUGGACAGCUCUGGUCUCUUCCAUUGCCAGACCACUGGCAGUGGGAUGACUCCACACAACAGGACCGAGUUCAUGGCAACUUUCCCACACAGCACCAGUCUUGGCCCACACCAGGGAGACCAGGAUGGACUGGUGCUUUUCAGUUGCACUGACAGUGCGAAGGGCUUCCUGAAUACCUUUACUCUCCGUGACAGCCAGCUAAUUCGUACUGAAGUAAGACCCUGUAGAUGCCCACCGUGUGGGAAUCUGUCCAAGGAGAAAUCAGCACUUAUUAAUCACAGGAAAGUUCACAGUGGAGAAAUACCACAUGUGUGUAAAGAGUGUGGGAAGGGUUUCAUUCACUCGUCUCACUUAAAAAUGCACCAGAGAUUUCACGCUGGAAAAAGACAUUACACAUGCAGUGAGUGUGGGAAAGCCUUCAGCCGGAAAGACACACUUGUUCAGCACCAGAGAGUUCACACCGGAGAAAGGUCUUACGACUGCAGUGAGUGUGGAAAGGCCUACAGCAGAAGUUCCCACCUUGUUCAACACCAGAGGAUUCACACUGGCGAAAGGCCUUAUAAGUGUAGUGAGUGUGGAAAAGCCUUCAGCCGCAAAGACACACUCGUGCAACACCAGAGAUUUCACACGGGAGAGAGACCUUAUGAGUGCAGCGAAUGUGGGAAAUUCUUUAGCCAGAGCUCCCACCUUAUUGAGCACUGGCGGAUUCACACUGGGGCAAGGCCUUAUGAGUGCAUUGAAUGUGGAAAGUUCUUUAGCCAUAACUCGAGCCUCAUUAAACAUCGGAGGGUGCACACAGGAGCAAGGUCUUACGUGUGCAGCAAAUGUGGGAAAGCUUUCAGCUGCAAAGACACUCUUGUUCAGCACCAGAUAAUUCACACUGGCGCAAGGCCUUAUGAGUGCAGCGAGUGUGGGAAAGCCUUCAGCCGUAAAGACACUCUUGUGCAACACCAGAAAAUCCAUACUGGAGAAAGGCCUUACGAGUGUGGUGAAUGUGGGAAAUUUUUUAGCCAUAGCUCCAACCUUAUUGUACACCAGAGAAUUCACACUGGAGCGAAGCCUUAUGAGUGCAGUGAAUGCGGAAAAUGCUUUAGCCACAAUUCCAGCCUCAUUCUACACCAGAGAGUUCACACCGGCGCAAGGCCUUAUGUGUGCAGUGAAUGUGGGAAGGCCUACAUCAGUAGCUCCCACCUUGUUCAGCACAAGAAGGUUCACACUGGAGCAAGACCUUAUGAAUGCAGCGAAUGUGGGAAAUUCUUUAGCCGAAACUCUAGCCUCAUUCUACAUCAGCGGGUUCACACUGGGGAAAAGCCGUACGUGUGCAGCGAAUGUGGGAAAGCCUACAGUAGAAGUUCCCAUCUUGUUCGGCACCAGAAAGUUCACACUGGAGAAAAGUCUCAUGAGUGCAGCAGUUUUGGUGGUCCUUUAGCUACAUCUCUUAAACUUGUUUAGUUCCAGAAAGCUCACAAUAGAGAAAGGCCUUAUGAAUGUAGAAUAUGUUCCAUCUCCUUGUUUGACUUGAUAGGAUUCACACCAGAGAAAAUAUCGGCAAGUACCCUUUGUGAGGGAACCAGCAGCCGGCCGGUGAGCCUCGUCCAUUUGUACAGGUAUCAUGGGGACAGUCCCAGUCAGUACCGCAUAGAUGGGAAGCUUUCAUGAGGUGCUUUGCACUUUCCAAACCAUCCAGGGCUCUUGACACAGUUCUGUCACCACCAGUGCCUGUGGCGGAAGCCAUCUAAUUGCUCCCAGCUGUCCAAGGUCCCACAGUGUGUUGUCAGUCACUCCUGUUCUCUGGAGGGAAUCAUGAGUGUUCUGAGACCAGUGAGGCCCUCACUUCCUCCCCCAUAACUGGAUUCUGAGUGGACAUGAUCCUGCUCUGGCCAGAAGGAUCUGAACUGGAGUCUGCUGGGAUUUCCAGACAAGAUUUCUCUUCAUGAACAAGGUUGACUGUAAAUGUAACCACUACGAACUCAUUUGUCUUCUUCUGAGUCACCCAACUUUAGAACUGCUUGCCCCAUGCUGGUCUGAUCUGUGCAGUGACACAGGCCUGCUGUGGCAGUCUUUACCAUUGUGUGUGUGGUGGGGUCUGAUCGCUGUGUGUAGUGGAUUAAGAAAAAGUUGGGUUCUUCCACCGUGAAGGGAAGAGCGCCUCUUGUCUGCACCAACUUCAUGUGCCUCAGAAGGGUUAGCAGGAUGGCAGAGAACAGAUCUCAGUCUAGUUAGCCUAAUUUGUAUUAUGCCCAAGGCUUGGUAGAAAAAAGCAAAGCACUUUGUGUGCCUCAGCGUACGGUCUGGAAGGCAAGAUUUCCUGCGAGUCCAGAGUUCAUUUCUGAGGAGGGCAUAGUUGCUGUGAAGAUCUCCAGUGCUUCUGGAAACGUGAAUUGGGUCUCUCGUUCCUAGGGAAUGUCCCAUAUUCCCCAGCACUUCUGAGGGAUUUCUGUCUCCUAGAUCUGCAUAGGAGCCAGUCCCUGAUGUCCAGAAUCCCCUAGGGAAGUGUCACUGACUGGAAGGCCCACAGGGCAAGGCGGGGCUCAUAAUUGGUACAGAAACACUGAGAUAGUGGAGUGGGGCUGAAUGUGGCCAGUGCGAGGCUAUGUGUCUCUUCUAGCAGAGGCGUCUGCAGAUGUCCCUGUGAUUUUUGUGGGAUGAGAAUGUAGAAAUUCUCUGGACCCUCAGACAUCUGUAUCUCCUGUGGCCAAGGCCACUCAGUGUUUAAAGGUUUGUGGAUUCCUGUAUCUGCCUGGGCUGUUGGUGUUGUGGCCAUCACUACACAGGCAGGAACCUCAGCAUGGACGAAAGAGAGAUCCAAGGGUAGGGCUUCUCUGACCCAGCUGGCAUUCCUAGUGACUGGAGAGGACGUGGAUUGCAUUGCUCUCUGGUUUUUGCUGACAUUCAGGUGGGGCUCAUCCUCCUAAAUUGGGAGGGGGAUAUGGGAGAACCAAGACAGUGGGCAGAUGGGACUUUCUAAGAGGGAUGGUAAAUAGGGACUGGAUGGGCAACGCUUAGUUCUCAAAAACUUUACUGCAGUGUUAUUGACAUGAAAUGAACUGCACACAUGAAAGUGUGAAAUGUGUCCUGUUUCAGCAUGUGUAUAUGCCUGUGAAACCAUAACCACAGUGAACAUAAUGAACGUAUUCGACACAACCAGAAGCUUCCUUGUGUCCCUUUAUAAUCCUUUUAUCUCAGUCUUUCUAAUACCCUUUCCCACAACUCAUGAACAACAAGCAUUUUCUAGAAUUUUGUGUGGACAGAAUCAUUCGGUAUAUACAUUGGGGGGAGUGGGGGCUGUAGCCCUUCUCACGGUCCAUAACGGUUUUGAGAUUACUGCGUCUCAUCGCCUGUCUCCAUAGGUCGUUCAGUUGUGCUGUGGAGGGUUUCUCCGUCGUAUGCAGAGGCCGCCCCUGUUUCUCGUCCGUUCAGCUGUCAGUGGAUGCUUGGGUUGUUCCCAGUGUGGGACUGUUCCAAAGAAAGCUGCUCUGAAGAUCUCUGUGCAAGUUACCACUUAAUAACAUGUCGCUAUAUGAAUGUGCCAGUUUGUCUAUCUUUUCACCCACUGAGGGACGUCCUGGCUGCUUCCAAAUUUGGCACUUAGGAGUAAACCUAUAGUAUACAUUGUGUGUAGGUUUUGUGUGGAUUUAAGUUUUCAUCUCUUGGGUUCUAGCCAAGGAGUGUGAUUUACUGGAUUAUGUAAUAAGAGUAUGUUUAGAUUUGUAAGAAACUUUUUCUUUUAAAGAUUUUAUUUAUUUGAGAGAGAGAGCACAGUGGGGGGAAGGGCAAAGGGAGAAGCAGACCCCCCACUGAGCAGGAAGCCUGAUGUGGGCUUGACUCCAGGACCCUGGCUUCCUGACCUGAGCCGAAGGCAGAUGCUUAACCAACUGAGCCACCCUGGCGCCCCUGUAAGAAACUGUCUUGCACAGUGGCGGUACCAUUUCACACUCCCACCAGCAGUGAAUGAUUAUCUCUGUUGCUCCCCAUCCGCAUCAGCAUUUGGUUGGUGUCAGUGUUUUGGAAUUUGGCCAUUGUGAUAGGUGUGUAAUGGUAGGUCAUUGUUGCUUUAAUUUGAAAUUCCCUAACGACAAGUAGUAUCAUUUUCGUAUUCAUAUUUCAUAUCAAACUGUCUUUUGCAGAGCAGAAUUUUAAUUUUAGUCAAGUUCAAAUCACCCAGUUUUUCUUAAGGAUUGUAUUUGGUGUUGUCUAUAAAGCAUUGCCAAAUCCAAGGUCACCUGCAUUUUGCUCAAUGUUAUCGUCUAGGUCUUCUGUAGUUUUGUGUUUUGCAUUUAGGUCUCUUACCCAUUUUGAGAAAAUAUUUGUGCAAGUAUAAAUUCUAUAUCUAGAUCAUAUUUUUAAAAAGAUUUUGUUUAUCUGAGAGGGAAUACACAAGCCAGGAGAGGAGCAGAGGAAA
Molecule: messenger RNA, 5304 nt
Organism: Lutra lutra (Eurasian river otter)
Lineage: Eukaryota; Metazoa; Chordata; Mammalia; Carnivora; Mustelidae
Gene: ZNF304
Product: zinc finger protein 304
Exons: 3
Coding region: 390-2354 (654 amino acids)
Biological process (GO): regulation of cytokine production; regulation of immune system process; negative regulation of transcription by RNA polymerase II
Molecular function (GO): DNA-binding transcription repressor activity, RNA polymerase II-specific
Source: RefSeq, a predicted model, not a curated record